Molecule: messenger RNA, 2330 nt
Organism: Phacochoerus africanus (Common warthog)
Lineage: Eukaryota; Metazoa; Chordata; Mammalia; Artiodactyla; Suidae
Gene: CCKBR
Product: cholecystokinin B receptor
Exons: 5
Coding region: 36-1394 (452 amino acids)
Biological process (GO): phospholipase C-activating G protein-coupled receptor signaling pathway
Cellular component (GO): plasma membrane
Molecular function (GO): gastrin receptor activity; cholecystokinin receptor activity
Source: RefSeq, a predicted model, not a curated record
GCCGAGCGCGGGGAGGCGGCGGCUGGGCCGGGGCCAUGGAGCUGCUCAAGCUGAACCGGAGCCUGCCGGGCCCCGGGCCCGGGGCUGCCCUGUGCCGCCCGGGGGGCCCCCUCCUCAACGGCAGCGGCGCGGGCAAUCUCAGCUGCGAGCCUCCACGCAUCCGCGGAGCCGGGACCCGAGAACUGGAGCUGGCCGUCCGGAUCACCCUCUACGCGGCGAUCUUUCUGAUGAGUGUCGCCGGAAAUGUGCUUAUCAUCGUGGUCCUGGGACUGAGCCGCCGCCUGAGGACCGUCACCAACGCCUUCCUGCUCUCGCUAGCCGUCAGCGACCUCCUGCUGGCCGUGGCCUGCAUGCCUUUCACUCUCCUGCCCAAUCUCAUGGGCACGUUUAUCUUUGGCACGGUCGUGUGCAAGGCGGUUUCCUACUUCAUGGGGGUGUCUGUGAGUGUGUCCACGCUGAGCCUCGUGGCCAUCGCCCUGGAGCGGUACAGCGCCAUCUGCCGACCACUGCAGGCGCGGGUGUGGCAGACCCGCUCCCACGCGGCUCGGGUGAUCGUGGCCACGUGGAUGCUGUCGGGGCUGCUCAUGGUGCCUUACCCGGUGUACACGGCCGUGCAGCCGGCGGGACCUCGUGUGCUGCAGUGCAUGCAUCGCUGGCCCAGCGCGCGGAUUCGCCAAACCUGGUCGGUCCUGCUGCUCCUGCUUUUGUUCUUCGUGCCAGGGGUGGUUAUGGCAGUGGCCUAUGGGCUCAUCUCCCGAGAGCUCUACUUGGGGCUUCGCUUUGACGGUGACAGUGACUGCGAGAGCCAGAGCCAGGUCGGAAGUCAAGGAGGGCUGCCAGGUGGGGCAGGACAAGGUCCUGCCCACCCGAACGGGCACUGCCGGUCGGAGACGCGGCUGGCGGGUGAGGAUGGCGAUGGCUGCUACGUGCAGCUUCCGCGCUCCCGGCCCGCGCUGGAGAUGUCUGCGCUGACGGCGCCCACGCCCGGGCCAGGAUCCGGACCCCGGCCCGCCCAGGCCAAGCUGUUGGCUAAGAAGCGCGUGGUGCGGAUGUUGCUGGUGAUCGUCGUGCUUUUUUUCCUGUGUUGGUUGCCAGUGUACAGCGCCAACACCUGGCGCGCCUUCGACGGCCCGGGUGCCCAUCGCGCUCUUUCGGGGGCGCCCAUCUCCUUCAUCCACUUGCUGAGCUACGCCUCCGCCUGUGUCAACCCCCUGGUCUACUGCUUCAUGCACCGCCGCUUUCGCCAGGCCUGCCUGGACACGUGCGCCCGCUGCUGCCCCCGGCCUCCGCGAGCUCGCCCCAGACCCCUGCCAGACGAGGACCCCCCCACCCCCUCCAUCGCAUCCCUGUCCAGGCUGAGCUACACCACCAUCAGCACGCUGGGGCCUGGCUGAGGGGUGGAGCGGGAGCAGGGGUGCGAGGCAGGACCGACGGAUUCCUACACGCAUGGUCCCAGCCGGACACGCAAGAGACACAGAGCAAGGGACACAAGAGACUGACUCACUGCCCUGCACGGGACAAGGUGCACAGAGGAAACGAACCCGAGCCUCCCUCAGCAAAGGAGGCGCUCUGGACGCGGGACUGAGCCUGGCACAUGGAGACAGGACAUUAACUUGGCCUUGCAAACGCCCAGCGUCCCCAGCUGUCACCUACCCUGCCGCAGUGGAAACUCCACCCGGAGCCAACCUGCCUCUCACACGUAUAGUCCUGGUACUGAAUGGUUUAGGGUCUGGAGCCUGGCACAGGAAUGAAGCCUGAGAGGCUCCAGGCUGCCCCCCACCCCUUGACCUCACAGUGCCCUUCCCCGGGCAGCGCUGCAGACACCAGCCUGCCCAACCUCACGCUCCCCAGACCCACAGGCUGCUUUGCACAGAAAAGUCCCCUCGUUCCUUCCCCGCCUCCCUCACCCGACCUCUUCAAGAAAUAAUAACAGACUUGACUUCCUCCUCAACGUUCUUUUUUGGGCUUUUUGGGGCCCACGAGGAGGCCACAGGGGACUUUGUGGCGUCCUCUCUGUCGGGUCCCUGCUGCUCACUCCUGCUGUGCAUGACCCCUGCCCAAAAGCCCACCGUCUGUGGCUAUGUGAGGCGGUGUGGAUUCUCUCCAGGCGGUCACGCUGGCCCCUGCACUUCAGUGUCCUUGUCCGUAGCAGCUGCGAGUGGGGGUGGGAGGGGAGGACACAUCGUGAUCCCGGAGCACAUUGUCAAGGUCCUGUAUUCAUAGAUGCUUCUUAAAAUUCUCGUGAAAAGAGGACGCACUGUAUGAUAAGACCCAGUUUAUUCAAUGUGUGUAUGUAUAACUGGGUCAUUUUGCUGUACACCCGAACCUAA